Aspergillus piperis CBS 112811 is the source of this 1113-nucleotide messenger RNA. Its product is annotated as purine-nucleoside phosphorylase. The record is from RefSeq and is a predicted model, not a curated record. Gene Ontology annotation, cellular component: cytoplasm. Gene Ontology annotation, biological process: nucleoside metabolic process. The coding region runs from base 1 to 924 and encodes 307 amino acids. NCBI's taxonomy places the organism in Eukaryota, Fungi, Ascomycota, Eurotiomycetes, Eurotiales, Aspergillaceae. Gene Ontology annotation, molecular function: purine-nucleoside phosphorylase activity. The transcript has 7 exons.
AUGCGCCAAAUCCCUAGCUCAUCAUUUCAACAUGCGAGUGAGGCAUGCUCAUUUCUGAAGGAACGCCUACCGGAUUCAUUGAAAGCACCUCGAGUUGCAAUAAUCUGUGGCUCUGGUUUGGGAGGGCUCGCAAGUACCAUUGAUCGCUUGCCUCAAGUCGAUUUCGAUUAUGCUUCCAUACCCCACUUUCCCCGUUCAACAGUUGCUGGCCAUGCAGGAAAACUAGUCUUUGGACUACUCAGUGAAAAUAUACCUACAGUGUUGAUGGUUGGCCGUGCUCAUUAUUACGAAGGGCAUUCCAUUGACCAAGUGACAUUUCCUAUACGUGUCUUCAAACUCUUGGGGGUUGACACAAUUAUCUUAACCAACGCCGCCGGUGGACUGAAUCCUGAAUAUAUGGUAGGAGAUAUUGUUCUGCUGAAUGAUCACAUAUUCUUGGCUGGCCUGGCGGGGGUUCAUCCACUACGCGGUCCGAACUCGGAGGAGUUUGGCCCCCGGUUCCCACCUCUAUCAGAUGCGUACGACCUUCAAUUGCGUUGUAACGUCCACAAAGCAUGGGCCAAGAUUGUAAAUGUAGAAAGCAAAAGAAGACUGCAUGAGGGAGUGUAUGCCUUCGUCGGGGGUCCUAGUUAUGAGACCCGGGCAGAAUGUCGUAUGCUUCGCCAGCUAGGCGCCGAUCUUGUCGGGAUGUCGACCGUACCGGAGAUUGUUGUUGCCAGGCAUUGCGGGAUUAGAGUCCUAGCUUUGAGCCUGGUAACGAACAACGCGGUUCUCUCACCAGUGCCUCGCGGAGAUGACCACCGUCUUGAUGGGAAAGAUGUAGCAGAGCUCGGUGAGAUUUUGCAAGUAGGAAAAGCGGACCAUCAGGAAGUCCUUGAGGCAGGCCGCUCCGCCGCCACGGACAUGCAGGUAUGCACCGCAUGACCCCCUCCAGUUUUCGCGCACUGAUAGUAACUAUCAAUUCAAGAAGCUUGUUAUACAGACCAUCGCGGAUGUCUUUCAGUCAGGCUCGUAUGGAGAUACGAUCGGCGGUCGGUGAGUCAGCGCGGAUGGGGAGGACUAUUUGAGCACUGGGGCACAACUAGACGCUCCGGCAAUGUCAGAGACUUCAAA